CAAGUCGAUGGGUGCCCCGGUGGCAGUGUAACUUAAAGUUAGCACGUGAGCGCUACCAAGCUCCAGCUGCAAACACAUUUAUCAACGCAAGCAACUGUGAUGAACUCAUUUAGCGCCCCUCCAUUACCUCCAGGGUGGACGGAGCACGUUGGACCUGCGGGCCAACCAUACUACUACCACGCCGGGACACGAGAGUCUACCUACGUUCGGCCACUUCCUGCGUUCCCUAUUAUCUCACAAGCUAUCAUCCCGCAGCCUCCAAAGAAGAAAGACAAACCGUCGGUCAAAACCCCGAUACCUGGUACAGAAUGGCUUCGUGUAACGACGACGGAGGGGAACAUAUUCUAUUCACACAAGGCGAAGAAGCAGAGCGUGUGGACCGUGCCGGGGGAAAUAAAAGAUGCUCUUGAAGCAUUUGAGCGUGCCGAGAAACAUGAAGACGCGCAGAAGCAACAACAGGAAACAAAGGGAAAGGACGUCGAGAAGUUGGGGUUCGAAGAGGAGCAGGAGCUCAAACGGAUUAAGACAGAAAUGCAGAGCCUUGUAAAGCGAAAAGCGGAAGAACCUCAACCUUUGGACGAGGUUGUGAUUUCGAAAAAGGCGCGAGUAGAAGAAGAGGUUGAAGGCGAAGAGGAGGACGAGGACGAGGAAGGGGAGGAUGAUGAUGACGAUGAGAGCGAGGAGGAAGAGUGGCAACGCGAGGCUGCUGCACAACUCGCUGCUGAAGCAGAGGAGGAGAAGAAGAGGCUGGAAGAAGAAGCUAAGUUUGCACAGGAAGCAGAAGACACAGAAACCAAGAAGAUGCAAGAAAAUGAGAGGUCUCAGCUCAACAUGCCCGAUCGCGUCGAUCUCUCUAUUGAAGAGGCUAAGGCAUUGUUCAAGGUCCGUCACUACCUCUUGAUUGAUGACACCUUGGUUAACUUCAUCAACCAGACCUUACUUAGGGAAAAGGAUAUCAGUCCUUUACACCCUUGGGAUACUUCAUUACCCUUGUUUAUAUCAGAUCCGCGCUACGUCCUACUCCCUUCUGUUUCAGCGCGUCGUGAUGCAUUCGAUGAAUACUGUCGGGAUCGUGCGCGGGAACUACGGCAACAAAAUGUCAAGAAAGAAAAGGCAGAAGCAAAUCCUAAGGAAGAGUAUGAACGACUUCUUAGCCAAGAAGUGAAAAGCACGAGAGCAUCCUGGUCUGACUUUCGAAGGACAUGGAGGAAAGACCGGCGAUUUUACGGAUGGGGGAGAGAUGACCGAGAGCGAGAGAAACGAUUCAAGGAGUAUCUCAAAGAGCUUGGAGAGAAAAAGCGUAUAGCCGCCGAGAAGGCGGAGGCGGAUUUCUUUACUCUUCUGCGGGAGAGCGGUAUGGUCAGGUCAGAUUCAUCAUGGAAGGACGUGAAACGAAAAUUAUCCCAUGACGCACGAUAUGGUGCUGUCGGGUCUUCGUCUCUGCGUGAAGAGCUAUUCCAGACCUUCCUCAAGGCACACGGGUCUUCAUCUUCGCAUUCAACCUCUACUAAAGUUACAGAUGAAACGGGAAAACAUGAUACAGAAGAAGAUGCCGAGCAAAAGCGCAGAGACAAGAAGGAACAAGCCCUCAAAGAACGUGAACAAAAGGUGAGAGCUGAUCGUAGUCGUAUGGACGCCGAAAUAGGGCGCUCCAAGAUGGGUUUGAACCUGGAGGAAGGUGAAAGAGAAUUCCGCACACUGCUUACAGACGCAGUGCGAGAUCCACAGGCUACCUGGGAAUCGAUACGUCCCCAACUACAAACCGAUCCUCGAUUCAAUAACUCCCCUCUCCCUGUAAAUCAGCAAUUGCAUCUCUUUCAUACACAUAUGAGUCAGUUGCAGAUGAAACAUUUGGCCGGUCUACAUUCGUUGUUCCAAGCCCAUGCUCCAUCCUUAGCAACGCCAUUCUCUGCUCUUCCGCUUGAAUCCAUAUUAAAAUCGCUUCCGGUGACAAAACUCGCCUUUGACACUCGUGGUCUCCAGCAUGAAUAUGAGAAAUGGCAACGCGAACGGACAUACGAAUGCAGAAAAGCAUUCGACGAGAUGCUUGCGGAGAAUUCCUUUGUUGAGUUCUGGGGAAGACUGGGAAAAAUCGGAGGUGAAGGAGUCGAGGGAGGGGUCGACAUGAAAGCGCUCGCAAAGAGUGUGGACCUUUCGGACAUCGAGAAAGUGCUGAAGAAUGAUAAGAGAUACAUUAUGUUCGAGCAUGUGGCAGCACAGCGGGAACGAUGGUUAAGGGACUAUGUCGCAGGUCUGACUGCACCUAAACUAUCUGUUCAUAAGGAACACGCGUGUCGUCAGGUGACACUCGAACUGCGGUACUGCUGUUGGACUUCAAAGCACCAGACAAAGACCAACUCUCGUUCCCAGUUGACUCACCCGACAAUGCGUCUGCUGAGUCCUCUAAUCCUGUCACUUACAGCCCUCUCGUCGUGCGUUUUUGCGCAAGAUGCAGGUGCUAAUAAGGUUAAAUAUGACUACCAGAGCGAUGUUGCACGCCUGCGCAAGAUAGUUGUCAACAGGUGCAGUAGCCUCACAUUAGAGUCGACGUCGAGCGCUAUUAACUAUGUACUACGUACUGCAGUCUUUACUCAAACAGGUGACAUUGCAAUCCCUGAAGCUUUACACAUUCUCUUUGCUGAACCCACUUAUCUCAGGGACGUGUUCUUGCGGGAACUCAUUUCAAACGCCAAUGAUGCACUCGAAAAGCUUCGGCUCAUCGCGCUCACAGAGAAGAGUGUAUGGGAUGGUGUCUCCCCUCUGAACCUCACCAUCAAAACGGAGAAAGAUCCCAAUGGCGAGGGUGGUCGUAUCAUCAUUACCGACACCGGGAUUGGCAUGAGUGCAGCGGAACUGACAACUAACCUGGGCACUUUGGCAAAGUCUGGAACUUCUGACUUUCUUGCGGGAGUGGACGGCGACGACUCGACCGCAAGUGGCAAUCUUAUUGGUGCAUUCGGACUUGGUUUUUACAGCAGCUUCCUUGUAGCAGAUAAAGUCACCGUUGCAUCUUUAUCCCCACCCUCAUCCAAGAAUCCUAACCCUAUCCAGAAUGUCUUCAGUUCUUCUGCGGAUGAGGGUUCAUUCGAGAUAUACCCUGACCCACGCGGAAAUACCCUCGGGCAUGGAACUGAGAUUACACUUUAUUUGAAGGGUGACGCUUCCCAUUAUCUUGUGACCUCUAACCUCAUGAAGCUUGUUAACCAGCACUCUGGAUUUUCGACUGCCUUCCCGAUUUACAUUUGGUAUGAGGCCGAGGAAGAAGUUCCCGACGUAGACGAAGAGGUUGUUCUAAAUGAGCAAGAAGAGAAAUCUACUGACGUGGAUGAGGAUGAAGCCGUGGUGGAGGAAGAUGCAGAGAAGGAAUCCGCAUCUCCCAAGAUGAAGAAGGUCAUAGUUGGUCACUGGGAACACUUGAAUGCGCAGCCUCCCCUCUGGAUGCGUGAUCCGAAGACAGUCACUGAUGAAGAAUAUGAGCUACUGUACCAGGCAACCUUCAAAGACUUCCAGAAACCCCUUGCAUGGCAUCAUUUCCAUGGUGACUCGGAAUCCGGCGUGUCUUUCCAUGCUCUCAUUUACAUUCCCUCGCGUUUGACUGAGGAGUUUUUCAACAAGCCACUCGAUAAUUCGGCAAAGGACGUCAGACUGCUGGUGAAACACGUGUUCAUCACCUCUGACCUAGGUGAAUAUAGCUUGCCGAAGUGGGCUAGCUGGGUGAAGGUCAUUAUUGACGCUGAUGACCUCCCAUUGAAUGUCUCUCGCGAAACCCUCCAGUCCAGCUCUUUCCUCAAGCAGAUCAAGCAAAUUAUUUUACGCCGUCUCAUCCAGCUCUUUUCUAAAAUUGCUGAAGAAGACCAGGAAAAAUAUGCAGAGAUCACAAAGCAUUAUGGCCAAGUCUUGAAACUGGCCGCGUCAGAGGACAGUAAAAACCGCCAGAAACUGGCAGCUCUUGUACGCUUUGACACAAACCAACGGGAAGCCGUAUCGUUUGACUCGUAUUUGGAGAACAGGAAGCAAGGACAAAAGCAGAUUUUCUAUCUCGCUGACAUGGGCAAAUCCAUCGACCAUCUAUCUCAAAGCGUGUUUGUAGAAAAGUUGCACGCCCGCGGGUACGAAGUACUGCUUCUGAACGAGCCAUUGGACGAAAUCAUGCUUCAAAGCAUCCGAAAUUGGAAAGGUGUCCCAUUCCAGGACGUCGCCAAGGCUGGAUUGGACUUCGGAGAUGACACCCAAGAGGAGAAGGAUGAAAUCGCGGAACUGACGGACAAAUACGCUCCCCUUCUUGAGUGGUUGAAAAUUGAGGCUGGUGACAAUGUCAAGAAAGUGAUCGUCUCUAAUAGGCUCGUCACGAGUCCUUGUGCAAUUGUCGCAGACAGCAUGGGUUUCACGGCAAAUGUCCAGAAGCUCAUGAGUGCCACAAGCCGCGGGGCCCAGCAGAACGAUGCUAUGCAAGACUAUAUGAAGAAGCAGAAGGUUCUGGAAAUCAAUCCGCGAUCGCCGUUGAUCGAAGGCCUCUUAGAACACGUCGAGCAAUUGAAUGCAGAUGGCGAUGACAAAGACCUAGAUUCUGAGGCACAGCUCAAAGAGGUUACUUCCAUCUUGAUCGACGGGGCUCUUGUUCGUUCCGGGUUUGAAGUUGCCAACUCCAACAUGUUUUUGACUCGUGUGGAUAGAGUGCUCAGGCGAUCACUGGGUGUCUCUGAGACCGCACCGACAGAUAACACCGUGAAACCAGCUCCUCCUGUUGACCCAGAGCUGCCUAGUGACAUACCCGAUCCUGAUGAAGUGAACAGCAACCAGAUUCAAUUCGAGAUGGAGGAAAUUGAUGAGCAUGGAAAUGUUGUUCACGAUGAACUGUAAUGUUGCAGUAGAUCUCAUAGCAGUUCAACGUUCAGGCUGGUCAAUAAUAAAAUUAGUGUCUAUUUACACCUGACCAAACGACUCGUGGGUGAUUUUAUAGUUUAACAACGUUCAAGUCUGAG
Molecule: messenger RNA, 4982 nt
Organism: Suillus fuscotomentosus
Lineage: Eukaryota; Fungi; Basidiomycota; Agaricomycetes; Boletales; Suillaceae
Product: Hsp90 protein-domain-containing protein
Exons: 26
Coding region: 100-4860 (1586 amino acids)
Biological process (GO): protein folding
Molecular function (GO): ATP binding; ATP-dependent protein folding chaperone; ATP hydrolysis activity
Source: RefSeq, a predicted model, not a curated record